CCCCGCAUAGGUUGUGAAAAAAGGGUCUCGAACUUCAUCCUGAAAGCAGCCUAUAGUUGGUCAGAGCGCGUGCAUUGACUGGCCGGAGGCGGAUGCAGCGCGAGGAGAUGCGGGCUGAGCGCUGAUCCGCGUGCAGACUUCUUUACGCGCAGGUAGGCUUUACUGGCGGAUUUGGAGACUGCAUGCACAAUCCUUCACGAGCUCAACCCAGAGCCUAGAGGAGAACCAGCCUUAGAGAUGGGCCCCGGGGCCCCGGAGCCAAAAGCGUGACCGCCUCGACACGCGCGCGGCGCUCCGGGGUUUUCCGGAACUGAAGUCCACUGGCCUGCUCGGAUCUGUGCGCGGACUAAUUAUUAUUAAGCAGCAUCCCUCCUUUAAUUUCUUCAGCCAAUCACCGAUCAAAGGGGCAGCUGAGCUGCGAGGGUUUUUAUGCCCCCCUCCAUCAUAAUUAGUCUGACAUGCGCAAUCUGCACACGAGAGUCAACAACAGCCACCGAGCCCUUAUUUCACCGAGCUCGCGCGCCUGAAGGCCCAUUCACAGCUCGUAGAUGCGCCGGCGGAGGGAGCAGCGAGUCCCGCACACGGAUCAUCAUGUCCCGCCGCAAGCAGGCCAACCCACAGCCGCUCCGGUCCGACGAGGACUCGCCGGGAAGCGGCGUCCGCCGCGCGCAUGGCGCGGCGGACGGCUCUGAUCAUGAGACGCACUUUUGUCCCACAUGCUGCUCUCACUUCACCACUUGGACCGAUCUGAGCCAGCACCAGAACUUCUGCAAAGACCAUCCCCACAUUUUCCUCCUCAAGGACAGUGCAGUUCCUGUGGAAACCCCCCUGAGGCCCUCCCCAGUUCCCAGCGUGGCGACCAGUGACUCUUCUGUGGUGGAGUCCACCGGGUUCGAGCUAGGGGAGACAAUGCUGAACGAAAACGACAGUCUGGAUAAUUCUGAGGCAGGAAAGGAGUGGGAAGAAGUGAUGGAGCUCGAUCCCUGCCCACAGGACAGCUACACCUCAUCUUCCAGCCCCUUGCCCCCAGAAUCAGCCCCCUCCCCACAAAGUUCUAGUGACUACAGCAUGCCCGGCACCAAUGUGACCUUGGAGAUCCUCCAGAGCACCCGAGUGGCUGUGGCUCAGUUUUCCCAGGGCUUCGGUAGCAGCGGUCUGGGGGGGAAACCAGCGUCGGCUCCCCUCCCGCUGAUCCUGCAGCAGCUGUUGGCCCUGCAGCAGCAGCAGGUGCAGCAGCUGCAGCUCAUCCAGCACAUCUGCAGCCAGGUUGCCGUCAUGAAUCGGCAACCAACGCAAGCAGCUCUGAGCCCCGCGUCCAGGUCUCUGCCUGUAGCGCCGAGCCCCUUUCCCUCACUGGCCAUCAUUCCUCCCCCCAUCCUGCCUCUGUCCGGAACCAUGCCCUCCUCCAUCAAUGGCCAGGCAGCUGUGUCUUUGUCGCAGGUUCUCCCUCCACAGACUCUGUGUGAACAGUCUUCGUUUACAGAAAGCGGCACUUCUGAGAGUUCAGCCCCGUCAGUGUUGCCUCAGCCUGCCUCUCCCAGCAGAAGCAGCUCCCAAACGCCAGCCUCCUGCAGUCCCCCAUCCCUGACCCAGAGCGGACUCCCCAGCUCAUCUUCCAACCUGCCAUUUCUACCUCAGAGCCCCCGAAGUGCCACUUUUCCCAACCCCUUGUCCUGCAUGGCAGCCACAGCCAGCGCCCUGGACCCUCUGGCUUCCUUGAUGAAGCUCAGGAAAGGGAAGCUGCUGGUGGACGCGAAGCCAGAAGAGCCCUUCUUCAAGCAUAAAUGUAGGUUCUGUGCCAAAGUCUUUGGCAGUGACAGCGCCCUGCAGAUCCACCUGCGCUCCCACACGGGCGAGCGGCCCUUCAAAUGCAACAUCUGCGGCAACCGCUUCUCCACUAAGGGCAACCUGAAAGUGCACUUUCAGAGGCAUAAGGACAAGUACCCGCAUGUGCAGAUGAACCCUUUCCCUGUCCCUGAAUAUUUAGACAAUGUGCCAACCAGUUCUGGGAUUCCCUACGGAAUGUCCAUUCCCCCAGAAAAGCCUGCCUCUUCAUGGCUGGACAGCAAGCCGGUUGUUGCGCCUCUUCCUGCCGGUCUGGGUCUUUCUCUGUCCUCCCCUGCUGCCAGCACUGGGGGCUCUAGUGACUUUGUAAGUGCAACCCCACCUGUUAAGUCUCCUUACAAGGCAGCACCUGGUGAAUGUGUGACUGUGUGUCCUAACCAUAGAGGCACUGAGGCUCCUUUCUCUCCUGUUUCAGAGUCUCAGCGUGAGACAGGAGCCUCCCAAACAUUGAAAGCAGAGGAGCUACACCUGCCCCACAUGUGCAGCUCCACAGCAGGGGCCAGCCCCUUCACAGAGACAACCCGAACUCUCGCCACCCCCGAGCCUAUCCCCUCAGCUUCCUCUGCCUCCUGCUCCCCUCCCACGACCUUCCCAGCAGUAGAUCCUCCAGACUGCAUGCAGACCUCGGAGACCUCAAAGCUGCAGCAGCUGGUGGAGAACAUUGACAAGAAGAUUGCAGAGCCCAACCAGUGCACGCUGUGCCAAUGCGUGCUCAGCUGCCAGAGCGCCCUCAGAAUGCAUUACCGCACCCACACCGGCGAGAGGCCCUUCAGGUGCCGAGUGUGUGGCCGGGCCUUCACCACCAGGGGGAACCUGAAGACCCACGUCGACGUUCACAGAGAAAGCACUCCGGCGCAGGUGCAGCACUCGUGCCCCAUCUGCCAGCAGAAGUUCACCAACGCCGUGGUUCUUCAGCAGCACAUCCGUGUGCACGUGGUGGGUCACAUUCCUGACCCCACCACAGGGGACGGGUCUCAUGAGGGGGGCGGACUGAGCUGCAGCAAGCUCACAGAUGACAACUUGAUGGAGAAUGACGAUGAAAAGGAAGAACGGAUAGAUGAGGACAUGAAGCUCACAGGGGGGCUCAAAGACAACAGCCUGAUGAACACCGCUGCAGCUUACUCAGAAGAAAAGGUGGAGAAUAGCAGCGAGAUCAGCCCACACCUUCCUGACCCCUCACCCCCAGGGUCAGCCUCUUCCUUUCAGAGCGAUUCACAGGGCUUCAUGGUAGCAGAGGAUGAGCUAGACCCCCAGGAGCUCUCUGUGAAGACAGAGCGGCCCGAGUCUCCAGCGUAUGUGUCAGCAGCUGCUCGGGGUCCCAGAGGAGACCCCAGCGUGAGGGAGGGGGCUCCAUACUGUGUGGCCUUCCAGCUGACCCAGGACAAAGGCCAAAGCCCUGCCGGCUUCACAUCCCGCUCCCUAACAACUGAGCUGAACGGCAUGAUGGGAAGGCAACAGCCUCCCUUCAGCAUCCACAUCACUGCUGCCUACCCUGCAGCCAGCGGCCCACCACCCGCGACCUCCGUGCUUGCCUCUGUGCCCCCACGCCGAUCAGGGAAGCAGCAUAACUGCAGCGUCUGUGGGAAGAACUUCUCCUCGGCCAGCGCCCUGCAGAUCCACGAGCGCACGCAUACCGGGGAGAAACCGUUCGUCUGCUCCGUCUGCGCGAGAGCCUUCACCACCAAAGGCAACCUGAAGGUUCACAUGGGAACUCAUAUGUGGAACAAUGCUCCAGCCAGGAGAGGCCGGCGACUGUCUGUGGAAAACCCGGUGGCCCUGCUGGGGGGAGACCCUUUGAAGUUCAGGGAGCUGUUCCAGAAGGACCUGGCACCUGGACCUGUGAGCAUGGAGCGGGGUCUCUGGAGCCGGUACGCAGCAGCCAUCACCAACAGCCUGGCGAACAACGAGAUCUCAGUGAUCCAGACUGGAGGCGUGACUCAGCUGCUUCCUCUAACCGGGUCUGGCACUGGCCUCACCAGGACUACAACAGACCUGGGAGGCAGCAGACAUUUUUCCAUGCUGGUUGAUGACACUAAACAGAUUGGAAUCAACUGACAGACGCUAAAAGUCUAAUUUUUUUUAAUGCAAACGACCAGAACAGACGAACAUUUGUGAAAAGUCUCUGUUAUCCCUCAUCAUGUCGGACUCAGCUGUAGCAUAUUUGUCGUGCGUACUGUUGUUUUUGUAUCCACUGAACAAGUUAAAGCCCACCACCCAUGAACUGUGCUCAGAUGUUCAGAAGGCGGAAGUUCUUCUGCAGCCACCCGCUGGUGCACAGCCUGUCCCGCUGUGACCCUCUUACCUGUUCAGACUGCAGCGGGACCCAAUAAAGAGCAAAACCCAA
This is a messenger RNA of Oryzias latipes (Japanese medaka), 4189 nucleotides long. RefSeq names its product spalt-like transcription factor 3b (gene sall3b). Gene Ontology annotation, cellular component: nucleus. Gene Ontology annotation, molecular function: DNA-binding transcription factor activity, RNA polymerase II-specific; RNA polymerase II cis-regulatory region sequence-specific DNA binding. NCBI's taxonomy places the organism in Eukaryota, Metazoa, Chordata, Actinopteri, Beloniformes, Adrianichthyidae. Gene Ontology annotation, biological process: regulation of transcription by RNA polymerase II. The record is from RefSeq and is a predicted model, not a curated record.